AUGACUAAUUAUAAUCCAGAUAAACCUUCUACUUUUAUUCAAUAUCUUGAUGCUAAUAAUCGUUACGGAUGGGCAAUGUCGCAAUCACUUCCAACUAAAGGAUUUAAAUGGAUUAAAGAUAUUACAAAAGAUACCCUAAUGAGCAUUCUUGAUAAAGCUAAUUAUAGUAUGAUAAACCCAAAGAAAGGAGAUAAGGGAUAUAUAUUUGAAGUUGAUCUUGAGUAUCCUUCUGAGUUAUGGGAUAGCCAUAAUGAUUACCCUCUUGCUCCCGAGGGACUAAAUGUUAAUGGUGUUGAAAAACUAAUCUCCCAUUUUAAACCCCGAAAAAACUAUGUAAUACAUUAUCGAAACUUACGUCAGUGUCUUGAGAUGGGGUUGCGGGUAACUGCUGUUCACAGAGGACUAAUCUUUAACCAGUCCCCUUGGAUGGAACCCUACAUU
This is a messenger RNA of Porites lobata, 441 nucleotides long. The record is from the annotation of a GenBank genome assembly. Lineage: Eukaryota; Metazoa; Cnidaria; Anthozoa; Scleractinia; Poritidae.